Molecule: messenger RNA, 522 nt
Organism: Camellia sinensis
Lineage: Eukaryota; Viridiplantae; Streptophyta; Magnoliopsida; Ericales; Theaceae
Source: RefSeq, a predicted model, not a curated record
AAGAAAAAAAAAAACACAAACAAAAUGGAUCGUUUACGUUGUUCUCUCUCUAGGACAACGAUAACUCCUUCCCUCUCUCUCCUCUUGUUCUCUCUCCUCUUGUUCUUGUGUAAUAUACCCAACUUGGCAUCAGCAGCGGCAGGUUUCAACAACCUGUCAACCAUAACAUUCAGUGAAGGCUACAACCCUCUCUUCAGCGACUUCAACAUCCUCCGAUCCUCCGAUGACCGGACUGUCUCACUCCUCCUCAACCGCUUGUUCGGGUCUGGUUUUAUUUCACCGGACUACUACAAUUAUGGGCUGUUCAGUGCAAAAAUCAAGUUGCGAUCCAAUUACUCUGCCGGUAUUGUGGUUGCAUUUUAUACAUCAAAUGGAGAUGUAUUCGAGAAAACACAUGAUGAAUUGGACUUGGAGUUCCUACCAAAGAGUUCCAUCGUUACACCAUUCUCUGGACCUCCAAAUCCAUCAUGUAAGCUUUUCAUUUCAUUUUCUUUUUUCUUUUCUUUUCCAGGAAAGUUUUAG